Molecule: messenger RNA, 279 nt
Organism: Botrytis fragariae
Lineage: Eukaryota; Fungi; Ascomycota; Leotiomycetes; Helotiales; Sclerotiniaceae
Exons: 3
Coding region: 1-279 (92 amino acids)
Source: RefSeq, a predicted model, not a curated record
AUGAAUCAAUUUUCUGCCCCUGAUUCUUCCUGGGUACAAGAUGCUCGCAAGCUUGCCGAGAAAAUCGAAAAUCCAAUAAGAAUGGAUAGAUACUCUAGACCUUGCUGUUCCUCUUACCAAAGAAAUAUGAUUCACAGAAUUUUGCAACAUUUCGCUGCUCAUCCAUGUCAACCCCAGACUCUCGUUCUUGCAAUCUUGACAAGCACCAACAUUCAGGGAGGGAAAUUCAUGCGAGACCCUGUUGGAAAUCUUGUUGGUCCCACACGGUCGUUUCAUUAA